GCUCACAGCUGUUCAGAUAGGCCUGGAUAGGCCUUGCUUGGCCCACUCUUGAUUUUGUUUCAAAAUUUGACGAUAAUAAUUAUUUUGUUCAUAAAUGACGAUCAAAUUAUUCAAUUUAUCAUUGAUGUGCACAACUGUUCGACCUUAGGACUUCAAGGUACUGGAUUCUUUGCUUGGAAAUAAUGGCAGACAUUAAGUCACUGGAGCAUCCUACUCUUAAGGUUCCGUACGAGUUACUGAACAAGAAGUUCAGGGCCGCACAGAAGCAGUUGGAUAGAGAAGUGUCGCACGUCCAAGUUGCAACCAGCGAGCUUGAAAAGGGACUCAAAUCGGAAACGGUUGAUGCCCAGGAAAUCAGUCGAAUCUUAGGCGGAAUGGUGGAAAGACUGCAGGUUUUGAAGCGAAAGGCAAAAGAGAGCAUCACGGAGGAAUUGGAUGCAGCUCACGUGUGCAAGAAAAGAUUGGAGCACUUGAAAGAGUAUGCUUCCCCUCAGUCGACAACCAUGAAUCUGUGGCGUCGACACCGGCUUGACAGAAUGCUAGUCGAGUACUUCCUCCGGCGAGGUUACUAUGGAGCUGCUCUCAAGCUUGCCAGCGCAUCGGAGCUGGACAAGCUGACCAACCUGGAGGUAUUCCUCGUCUCCAGAGAAGUGGAGCAGAGUCUCGCGGAACAUCAGACCGCCAAAUGCCUUGCUUGGUGCCAUGACAACAAGAGCAAACUGAGGAAGCUCAAAAGCUCCAUGGAGUUCAACAUUCGCAUCCAGGAGUUUGUGGAGCUGAUCAAGUCUGACAACAGGAUGGAGGCUGUCAAGCACGCGAGGAAAUAUUUCUCAGCCUACGAGGACGACCAGCUGACCAACUUCAAACACUGCAUGGCUCUUCUGGCUCUUCCAAUAACAACAAAUCUCAGUCCUUACAAGGAGCUGCUUGACUCCAACCGCUGGAACACUUUGAUUGAGCAGUUCCGGCAUGAAAACUACCGCCUCUAUCAGCUCUCCACGCACUCUGUCUUCACAGUAGCUCUGCAGGCUGGCCUUUCAGCUCUGAAAACACCUCAUUGCUACGCCUCAAUCGAAGACAAGAACCCUAGCUGCCCAGUCUGCAACGAGUGGCUGAACGAGUUGGCUUUGACUCUACCCUAUGCUCACUGCUCUCAAUCUCGUCUUGUGUGCUUCAUCUCAGGCCUUCCACUGAACGAGCACAACCAGCCUAUGAUGCUGCCAAAUGGCUUCAUUUAUGGUGAAGUGGCUCUUCGGCAGCUGGCGCAAGAGAACAAUGGACAGAUUGUGUGUCCACGAACCAAGGAAAUUUUCUCCAUGAAGCAAGCAGAGAAAGUUUUUGUCAUGUAAAUAUUAAGUGAAUUGCAUUGGUAUCUUCUGUAAAUUUGUAAAAUAGGACUGAUUUGAAUAAAAUAAGAAUGAUCCAUUUCAUAAUUAAAUAUAGUAUUAUUAAAUUAACUUAGGAAGCAAGCACGCAUUAAAAACAGGAAAUGUGAUAUGGAGGGGUGGUAAAGGAUGUUCGAUAAAAAAAGAAGGCAGUUCCUUCCUUAAUGCUUCAUCUGAACAAACGUUGUAUAAGAUUUGGCCAUUAUUAUGUGCACCGCAAAAAUUUUCAUUUUUUUUAGUUUAUGGAUGAUGCCACAACACAUAUUAGGCUGCACAAAUGAAACCAAAACAGUGGGUACUUGCUUGCACACAUUUUUAGAGAGAGACUUCAUUUCCAUGGACAUGGUAGUUUAUCCGAAAAAUCUUCGAUGUGACCAAGGAAGAUCAGAGAGAGCUAAAUUGGAAGGUCCAACAUUAGCGAGUGACUGCAAGAACAUAGGAACUGUUUUAGACUGUUUUCUGCGCAUCCUGAACAAAUGUCAGUACUUGGAGGAUUUUUUCAAAUAUCGGAAGCUUAUCGAAGGCUUGGAAAGUGUGUUUGAGUGGAUUUGUGGUGAUGGAUCAAAAUUAAGGCAGAGAAUGGGAGAUGCAGAAAUACAUUUCGCAUGCAUUAGUGCAUUGACACAUAAGUACUGCUUUGAUGAAAAUAUCAGCGCAAAUGUUUGGAAUAGAAUUUUAAGACUCGAAGAUGACACCUCGAUCUGCAGAAAUUUGCAAAAGCAGAGGGAGUGCGCGCUGAGUAAGGGUAUUUUUAACCGUUACUCGAUUGAUGCUCACCACCUCUACAGCAAUGCGACUGAAAUAUUCUUGAAUAUUUGGUGCUCAUCAGCUCCCACCGUUGCAGUAGCAAAUGUUUCUAAACUUCUAACUUUAUUCCACGUCAUUUUUGUUCUUCAUCACGUGUGGUAACAACAUGUUAAUUAAAGUAAAUUUAAAACAUUUAAGUUUUAUGCGUUUUAUGCUAUGAAAUUAUAACUAUUAUAUUUGUAUUAAUUACAAAAUUAUUAAAAGCCGUCAAAUAUUUUUUCGCUAUUAA
Cloeon dipterum is the source of this 2421-nucleotide messenger RNA. RefSeq names its product Katazuke (gene Kaz). The transcript is spliced from 12 exons. NCBI's taxonomy places the organism in Eukaryota, Metazoa, Arthropoda, Insecta, Ephemeroptera, Baetidae. Gene Ontology annotation, biological process: proteasome-mediated ubiquitin-dependent protein catabolic process. Gene Ontology annotation, cellular component: nucleus; GID complex; cytoplasm. The record is from RefSeq and is a predicted model, not a curated record. Bases 183 to 1349 code for a protein of 388 amino acids. Gene Ontology annotation, molecular function: protein binding; ubiquitin protein ligase activity.